AUGAAGCUAAUCAAAGAGCUUGCUAUGUUGGUGUUUGUAGGGUACCUUUUCCUAUGGGUGAUAACGCCAACCUAUGUCUACAAGCAAAAGUGGCUCGUUAGGGUUCGAGCCCACACCACUUCUACUUACUUUGGAACUCAAGGUCCAACGAUGUUGCUCUAUACAUUCCCUGUUCUAUUAAUGGCUGUCGCUGGGAGUGUAUAUCUCCAUUUGAAGAAAAAGUCGAACCGAAACCGGGAUCAAGGACACAAAGAAGCUACCAGUGAUAACUUGACCAUAUGGAGAAGGCCCAUGAUCGUUAAAACUCUAGGAAUCGUCACAAAAAUUGAGCUUGCUUUCUUCAUUAUGUUUAUUGCUCUUCUUGUCUGGUCUUUCACGGAAUACUUACAUCUCAGUUUUGCAAAAAUUACCCCUCAAUCAGCAGCUCUCUAUGGAGAGAAAGUUUGGGAAUCAAAAUUGGCUUCGGUGGCCCUACAAUUCGGGCUAAUUGGAAACAUAUGUCUAGCAUUUAUGUUUUUCCCCGUGACUCGAGGCUCGUCUUUACUGCCAUUGUUUGGUCUUACUUCCGAGGCGAGUGUCAAGUAUCACAUAUGGCUCGGGCAUAUCGUUAUGACCCUCUUCACUUCUCAUGGUGUUUGUUACAUUAUUUGUUGGAUUGUAACAAAGCAAACAUCAGAGAUGUUGAAAUGGGCGAAAACCGACAUAUCUGUUGUUGCGGGAGAAGUGUCUUUGCUGGCAGGAUUGGUCAUGUGGGCAACAACAUUCCCUCAAAUUAGGCGAAAGAUGUUUGAGGUUUUCUUCUACACUCACCAUUUGUACAUCAUCUUCAUUGUAUUCUUCGUGUUCCAUGUCGGCAUAGGUUAUGCCUCCAUCAUGCUUCCUGGAUUCUACCUCUUCAUGAUGGAUCGGUUCUUGAGAUUCUUGCAAUCAAGGGGGAGUGUUCGUUUGAUUUCUACCCGUAUUCUUCCAUGUGAAACUCUUGAGCUCAACUUCUCCAAGAGCCAAGGUUUGCAUUAUAUGCCAACGAGUAUCAUAUUCAUCAAUGUUCCAAGCAUUUCAAAGACUCAAUGGCAUCCAUUCACAAUUACUUCAAGUAGCAAUUUGGAGCCUGAGAAGCUAAGUGUUAUGAUAAAAGGUGAAGGGAGUUGGUCUAAAAAGCUUUAUCAAAUCUUAUCAUCCCCAAACCCUAUUGAUCGGCUUGAUGUAUGUGUUGAAGGACCUUAUGGACCUAUCUCGACUAAUUUCCUAAGGCACGAUAUGAUAAUAAUGGUGAGCGGAGGAAGUGGUAUCACACCGUUUAUCUCAAUAUUCAGGGAGCUUGUUUUCACAACCGAAACUUUGAAAUGUAAUGCUCCAAAGAUACUCAUGAUUAGUGUCUUUAAAGACUCUUCUGAUCUCACCAUGCUAGAAUUGCUCUUACCGACACAUGGUGCACCUACAGAGUUUUCAAAAUUAGAACUACAAAUCGAGGCUUAUGUGACAAGAGAGAAGCAACAACCGACUAAUGAUAAGAAACAAGUACAAGCCAUUUGGCUCAAACCGAACCCUUCUGAUGCACCCAUAACCCCUAUUUUAGGACAAAAUGGUUGGUUAUGGCUUGGUGCGAUUAUUUCUUGUUCUUUUGUGAUUUUUCUUCUAUCUAUGGGAUCCUUAACACGAUUCUACAUCUACCCUAUUGAUAAAAACACGUACAAAGUGUACUCGUAUGCAUCGAGAGGGGCAUUGAAUAUGUUGCUCAUUUGUGCAUCUAUAGUGGUAACAUGUAGUUUGGGUUUUUUGUGGAAUAAGAAGAAAAAUGCAACAGAUUCAAAGCAAAUUCAAAACAUGGAGGGAGCAACACCCAUUGGCACGCCUAAUUCAGUGUUUUAUAAUGCGGAUAGAGAGCUCGAAAGCUUGCCCCAACAGUCACUCAUUCAGUCUACAAAUGUGCAUUUCGGUGAAAGGCCAGAUCUUAAGAGAAUGUUGUUUGAGCAAAAGGAAUCACGUGUUGGAGUUCUUGUUUGUGGACCAAAGAAGAUGAGACAUGAGGUUGCAAACAUAUGCUCAGCAGGAUUGGCUUCAAACUUGCAUUUUGAGUCCAUAAGUUUUAGUUGGUGA
This is a messenger RNA of Lactuca virosa, 2097 nucleotides long. NCBI's taxonomy places the organism in Eukaryota, Viridiplantae, Streptophyta, Magnoliopsida, Asterales, Asteraceae. The record is from the annotation of a GenBank genome assembly.